Molecule: messenger RNA, 297 nt
Organism: Cryptococcus amylolentus CBS 6039
Lineage: Eukaryota; Fungi; Basidiomycota; Tremellomycetes; Tremellales; Cryptococcaceae
Exons: 2
Coding region: 1-297 (98 amino acids)
Source: RefSeq, a predicted model, not a curated record
AUGGCCAGCUUAAUACCCCUCGAAGGUUUCAGUCUCGAGCUCAUCACCCACCCCAUCUUUCAGGCUUGCCCGUCCCUUCAUGAUUGGGGUGUCAUGGGCGCCAUCUUUCUCGACUCUGACGGCUCAAUCCCAUCUGCUGUGGUGAUGGAAGCUAUCGACGCUCUCGAGGAUAUCAUAUCUCAGCGCGAUCUCCUCCAGGCGGAGACUCGGAUGGAAGCUGCAGCACUCAGGCAGGCCAUAUUAUCUUAUCAAGCUCCCCUCUACUUUCCUCAAUUUUUCGACCAGCCUCGGCAAUAG